CCCUUCUUUCUUUCCCUCCUCCUCCUCCUCCUCCUCCUCCUCCUCCAGCCCCUCGCCCACAUUCCGACCCUCCCCGGGUGGGCCAAGGAAGGGACCCAGCCGUGAUUAACAAGGGGAGGGCGGGGGGAAACUUCUCUCUCGUCGGCCGAAAGGAAAGAAGGGAGCGAGGCUUGGCUCCGGCGGAGAACUUUCUCUGCUCCCUGCCGGGCUGCCGGGCUCUCUCGGCGGGCGGGGGGCGGCCCGGGGCCCCGCCGGACCAUGCCUCAGCUCCAGCCGGACCCCGGGGCGGCGGAGAGAAGCCGAGACGGCGGGGGCGGCGGCAGCGGGGACGACUUGGGCGCCCCCGACGAGCUCAUCCCCUUCCAGGACGAGGGCGACGAGCAGGACAAGGGCGCCGGGGGACGCGGCUCGGCCCACGGGGACCUCGACGAGCUCAAGUCCUCGCUGGUCCACGAGUCGGAGAGCCGAGGAGCGGGAGGAGGCGGAGGGAGCAGCUCCGAGUCCGAGGCAGAGAGGCCGCCGCCGCCUCCACGGCCCCGGGAAAGUUUCCAAAAGCCGCGGGACUCUCCCGCCUCCGUCGCCGAAGUCCUCAGAAGGCAACAAGAUGGAGGAUUUUUUAAAGGAACUCCUUAUCCAAGUUAUCCUUUCUUGAUGAUUCCAGAGUUGGGAAGUCCCUAUUUGCAAAGUGGGGCCUUGUCUCCGGGUGGUGCCCGCACAUAUUUGCAGGUGAAGUGGCCACUCCUGGAUGUACCAGCUGGAGCUACCCUAAAGGAUACAAGGUCCCCCUCUCCUGCACACUUAUCGAAUAAAGUUCCUGUGGUGCAACAUGCACAUCAUAUGCACCCGCUGACGCCACUUAUCACCUAUAGCAAUGACCACUUCUCUCCAGGUUCUCCACCUUCACAUUUGUCCCCAGAGAUUGACCCAAAGACAGGAAUUCCACGGCCACCUCAUCCUUCAGAACUGUCUCCUUAUUACCCAUUGUCUCCUGGCGCCAUUGGGCAAAUUCCUCAUCCAUUGGGAUGGAUCGUACCACAGCAAGGGCAGCCUGUGUAUUCCAUUCCGCCAGGUGGUUUCAGACAUCCGUAUCCUGCCUUGGCAAUGAAUGCUUCAAUGUCCAGCUUGAUGUCUAGCCGGUUUUCUCCUCACAUGGUUCCUCCUCCUGCUCAUGGACUUCACCCAUCGGGAAUCCCACACCCCACCAUUGUGUCGCCCAUUGUCAAGCAAGAGCCCACGCAGCCCAGUAUGAGCCCCGAAGGGAGUUCAAAAACACCUGUGAUUGUCAAGAAGGAGGAGGAGAAGAAACCUCAUAUUAAAAAACCCCUGAAUGCGUUCAUGUUGUACAUGAAGGAGAUGCGGGCCAAGGUGGUGGCAGAGUGUACGCUGAAGGAGAGUGCCGCCAUCAACCAGAUCCUAGGAAGAAGGUGGCACUCGCUGUCCCGCGAAGAGCAAGCCAAGUACUAUGAGCUGGCCAGGAAGGAGCGGCAGCUUCAUUCUCAGCUCUACCCCACCUGGUCUGCAAGAGAUAACUAUGGUAAAAAAAAGAAGAGAAAAAGAGAGAAACAACCUCAGCAACAAAUCCAAGAAACAGGAAAUUCUGUGGCUUUGAAGAGUAAGAAGCCAUGUGUGCCAUACUUGCCAGCGGAGAAGUCCUGCGACAGCCCUGCCUCCUCUCACGGCAGCAUGUUGGAUUCUCCGGCCACCCCAUCCGCUGCCUUGGCCUCUCCGGCCGCUCCGGCUGCCACUCAUUCGGAACAGGCUCAGCCCCUCUCUCUGACCACCAAGCCGGAAGCCCGGGCCCAGCUGUCUCUGCACUCGGCUUCCUUCCUGGCAAGCAAGGCGUCUUCCUCCAGCUUGACUGGCCAGUCAACUCUCCUCUCCAGGCCCCUGCCUUUCACCUCCAUGCCCCCGACAGCUCUCCUCAGCUCACCACCUUCCUUUGCAGCCAUUCCUUCUCCGCAGGCUGCCUUGGCCAUGUUGCAAGCCCAGCCGCUCGCCUUGGUGACCAAACCGGCCGAAUAAGGAAGACGCUCCAAACUGCCCUCCCGGCUGAUGCCACAGUUGAGAUUACAGAAGCAGACAAGCCAUUUAUUGGUCAAUAUUUGACCCUUUCUGAACUCUUCCAUAAGGUGACUCUUGAGGAAGAAAGUGCUCUACUCUCAGAGUUGUUUUCAGUAGUCUGUCUAAAGACCGUUUUUGUUAUUUUUUAAAAAAAUUCAAAACAAAAAAAAUAUUUCCACAACCUUUUUUUUACAAAACCCUGAACAGGAUGAAAACAAAAGAAGGCAAGCCAACUCUUGCGCCUGUUGGGUGUGUAGACUUGUACAGAAGGAUCAUCUCUCAAUGAUGUUUGCAUGUUUUGUUAUAUUGCUAACUUUUGCUAUUCCCCGUUUCCUUGGCAAGACAGUGUUUUUAUUUUAUGCAAUUUACUCCGACCAGCCUGCGGUUCCGCUGUUCUUGCAAGAGACUUCUCAUUAGAAGACACCGUGCCACUGAAGUAUAAGUGCCUCUCACUGUCACAUUCAGAGUUGCCCAGCCUUGGUUUUUCCUGUAAUCUGGAGUGUAUGUACAGGAAAAUGGCAGGAAAAUCCACCCUAUUUCCUAACAGAAUUAUUUUAUGUAGCAAGAAGUAGGGGGAAAAGGCCUUGGGGGAAUUGCCUGUUAUUUUAACGAAGCAAAAUAAAUUUGCAUCUUAA
Messenger RNA from Anolis carolinensis (green anole), 2696 nucleotides. It is a transcript of the gene tcf7l1, whose product is annotated as transcription factor 7 like 1. NCBI's taxonomy places the organism in Eukaryota, Metazoa, Chordata, Lepidosauria, Squamata, Anolidae. The coding region runs from base 259 to 2022 and encodes 587 amino acids. Gene Ontology annotation, molecular function: DNA-binding transcription factor activity, RNA polymerase II-specific; RNA polymerase II cis-regulatory region sequence-specific DNA binding. Gene Ontology annotation, biological process: regulation of transcription by RNA polymerase II; canonical Wnt signaling pathway. Gene Ontology annotation, cellular component: beta-catenin-TCF complex; chromatin. The transcript is spliced from 12 exons. The record is from RefSeq and is a predicted model, not a curated record.